AGCUCUGUAAUCAAACCCAAAAAAAGCUUUCUUAUCAAAGCAAAUUCCGAACAAGUCAUUUUUUUUGUCCUUUGUAAGCCUGACGGCUGCAGGCAUAAGCAAGCGAUUCAGACAGAUGCUGUUUUGUACUGCAGGGUUGAGUGCAGCCAAGCUGUUGCUCGAGAGCGGACUGAGCCCCGUGGUCUUGGAGGCCCGCGACAGAGUCGGGGGUCGAACCUUCACCGCGCGGAAUCCAGAAACCAAAUGGGUGGACCUGGGCGGGGCUUAUGUGGGUCCGACACAGAAUCGCAUUCUCCGAUUGGCCAAACAGUACGGCAUAAAGACGUACAAAGUCAAUGAGGAGGAGAAGCUACUGCAUUAUGUCAACGGAAAAACUACUACGUUCAAAAGCUCCUUCCCACCCUCAUGGAACCCCUUUGUCAAGUUGGACUUCAUCAAUCUAUUCAGGACCUUUGACAAGAUGGGAAAAGAGAUACCCAAUGACGCCCCCUGGAAAGCCCCCCAUGCUGAAGAGUGGGACAAUAUGAGCAUGAAGCAGCUCAUAGAUAAAAUAUGCUGGACCAGUGCCGCUCGUCGUUUCGCCACGUUGUUUGUCAACGUGAACGUGACCUCCGAACCCCACGAGGUGUCGGCCCUCUGGUUCAUGUGGUAUGUCAAGCAGGCGGGAGGAACCAUGAGGAUCUUCUCCACCUCCAACGGAGGACAGGAGAGGAAGUUUCUAGGUGGAUCGAGUCAGAUCAGCGAAUGCAUGGCCAGAGAACUAGGCGAUCGGGUCAAGCUCCAAUCUCCGGUCUUCAGGAUUGACCAGAGUGGCGACAUGGUGCUGGUAGAAACGACAGAUAAGCAGGCCUACACGGCCAAGUACGUGAUCGUGGCCACGCCUCCUGCCCUCAACCUAAAGAUGCACUUUAACCCUGAGCUUCCCCCAUUGAGGAACCAGCUCAUCAACCGCGUCCCUAUGGGCUCAGUCAUCAAAUGCAUGGUGUACUACAAAGAAAACUUCUGGAGGAAAAUGGGGUUUUGCGGCAGCAUGAUGAUUGAGGAGGAAGGAGCCCCCAUUGGACUGACGCUCGAUGACACAAAACCUGACGGCUCCGUGCCAGCUAUUAUGGGAUUUAUCCUGGCCCGCAAAAGCAGGAGACUCUGCGGGCUCACCAAAGAAGAAAGAUUCAAGAGGAUUUGUGAGAGUUUCUCAAAAGUGAUGGGCACUGAAAAAGCGCUGCAUGCCAUCCACUAUGAAGAAAAGAACUGGUGUGAAGAGGAGUACUCGGGAGGGUGCUACACAGCUUACUUCCCUCCGGGCAUCCUUACCCAGUUUGGAAGGGUGCUCAGGGAGCCAGUGGGGAGGUUGUACUUUGCAGGCACUGAGACCGCCACCGAGUGGAGUGGCUACAUGGAAGGUGCGGUCCAGGCUGGAGAAAGGGCAGCCAGAGAGAUUUUGUGCACCAUGGGAAAAAUUCACCGCAGCCAGAUCUGGCAGUCGGAGCCGGCAUCGGAGGAUGUGCCCGCUCUCCCUUUCACGACCACCUUCUGGGAAAGGAACUCUCCUUCGGUGGGCGGCUUGGUCAACUUCGUGGGCGUGUCCGCCAUAUUGUCGGUCGCCACGUUGGCUGGCGUCGUGGCUUACAAAAAGGGUCUGGUUCCACGGUGUUAAGAUCCACGUUGCCGCUUUCCAUGUGGAAAGAAGAGUGCCGACUGUUGAUUUGAAGCUCUUGUUUUUAAUACAACUAUUCAAAUGACAAACGAUCCAAAAUCAUCAAGUGACAACGUGAAUAGUUACACUACAUGGAUACCUCUUAUGAUAAAGUCCAUCCAUCUGCACCAGGGGUGUCCAAACUUUUUUUCUCUGAGGGCCCCUUUUCAGAAAAAAUCCAAGGAAAUUCUUCCGCUUUCAUUUUUUAAACAAAGGACCGGAAUCGGGCAAAGAAAUAAAAAAGAUAGGGUUUUUCAACUGUAUUAAUUAUUUUGAAGUAUUAACUCAUUUGCUGCCAUUGAUAGCGAUAGUCGUCCAAUCCAUUUUGACUGCACUGCAAAAACAGACGUCCUUAAAACGAGUUAAAUUCACUUGUUUUCUGUGUAAAUCUACUACAAAUAAGUGAAAUUCUCUGCAGGUUGAAGGAAAAGAGUCGAUUUAUCCUUGUUACAGGUUGUUUUAUUCUUAUAACGAAGAGGAGAUGAUGACACAGAAUUCGGGAAUAAAAAAGAACAAAGAAUUUACACUGAAAGACAAAUAAAUACACGCAAGACAUAUUGGUACCAUUAAACAAAGGAAGAAAGUGCCCCCUGCCUAUCUGCUCGGACUCUUUUUCUUCCCUCUAACUUAGGGGCAGGGUCAGCUUGCUUGGAAUGUGCAUUGUGCACCCCCAUCUUGCUAGGACUAGCUAAUAUUUUCCAGAUGUGCCGCUAUUCAAUGGCAUUCACUGUCUUAUGAUGGAGAAUGCAAUGUCCACAUAUGAUUAUUGUGAAUAAAUGGAAAUAUAUCUCAACAAGGUACUUUAAAUCAAUUUUACUCAAUGUAAUUUUUAGACUAUAAAGCACCCCUGACUAUAAUUCGCCACCCAUCAAAUUGGACACAAAAACGGAUUUAUUCAUAGAUAAGCCGUACUGGACUAUAAAUCUGUCUUCACUGUAUUAUGGGAUAUUUGCACCCAAAGAUAUUAACCGGUAAUACUGUAUUUGACAGUGGCAUUGUAAGACCAUAUGAACCACAAUGACGCUUUGAACCAAUUGACUCCAAAGCUUCAUUGCUUCACGAAGCUUCAUUUGACCAUCACUGUUCUCUUCAAGGAGACAGUCAACCUCUACUGCCAUCUGCUAUCAACACUUUUGUCGCCCAACUCUACAGAUGUAAAUAACAUAUCAAAAUUCAUGUUCUGUGCUAAUUAUUUCUUCAGUUACUGUUGUAGUUGUUUCAUUAAUUGCUUGUUAUGGAAUUUGGUAACACUUUAUUCGACAGUGUCAUCAUAAGACCAUCAUAAUUAUGACAUGACACUGCCAUGAGCAUUAAUGAAUGCUUAUGACAGAUGUCAUUUUGUGUCGUCUGGCAAAUUAUCUCCAUUUUGAAUGGAUCUAAAAGAUCCGAGCUGGGCAUAAAUGGAGUUAGUGACAUAAUUUGCCGGAUAACAUCUCAUAAGCAUUCAGUAAUGCCCAUGAUAGUGUGUUUUCCGAAAUUUCCAGGUUCGCGGUGAAUCAGUAACAGGCACACUUCUGCAAAAUAGACAAUGUUUAUUGAUUUGAAAAUGCGGAAUAAAUGAGAUUUAUUGAUCACAAUCCCACAAGAGCAAGCAAACAAGUAUCAACAAAUGUCAACGAUGACACUAGAUUUGAGUUUGUCAACCCCAGAAUCCCCACGUUACCGUUACAGCAAAACGAAAUGUCCCUUAGCAAUGGAAAUUGCUUACCGUGACAAAUGAGCGGGGAGCCAAAACACUCCGGCAAAGCGGCAAAGGAACAAAGCCAGGCGAUCCGUACGUGACCCGCUGGCGGAGUUCACGGGUCGCCCGGAAAUGUCCGGUUUUGUAGGGACGCGCCCCGCGGAGGCGGAGAGGCAAACAUCCGUCCCCGAGCGGCGCGCCCCUGCCCAAUGACAAACACUUUUGGUUCAGCCCCCUUGAAAAAGGGCUUUUCACAUGGGACAAAUGAGUUGUGCUGCAACAGAUGCAACAAAUGGUAAAUAUUAUGGGUGCAAAACAAGUUAUCUCCUGAGAUUCCCUUCUAGCUAUGGGAUCCAGGAAUAAAACAAUACUAUGGUGCAAAACAAGUUAUCUCGAGAGAUUCCCUACUCAAGCACGUCUUCUAACUAUGGGAACAAGGUGAAAAACAAUUGAAGUUGUUCUCAGAAGCAAUCAUACAUAAAAACAAUAGAAGUUGUUACAAUCAUACAUCACAAAGGCAUAAUGUAAUAUUUUCCCCCAUCAUAGUGUCAUGUCAUAAUUAUGGCAGUCUUAUGACUCAGCUGUCAAAGUGUUACCUAUUAACCCAAAUAAAUCAACAAAUAAGCCACACUAGACUUUAAAUCGCAGGAUUGAAAAUGAGGGGGAAAAAGUAGCGGCUUAUAGUCCGAAAAUUACAGUAAUUUAAUUCGUUCCAUGACCUCGUUUGUAAGUCAAGAUAGUCGUAUGUCGACCGGGAUUUUCCCAUAACAAUACAUUAUAAUUACAGUAAUUUCCCGAAUAUAAGGCACACCCCAAAUUUACUUGUAAAAUCUAGGGGAAAAUGUUGUACCCGUGUAUAACGCGCAGCCUAAUUUUAGCACCAAUAAAUAGAAGAAUACAAGAAAACAGAGCUCGUGUACAGAUACACAAAUGUCAUUUUACUGACUGGUGAAACACAGCACAAGCAUAGCACAUUGGUAGUUCAAAACAUUACCGUAAACUGACAAUAUGUUCGGCAGUAAUAUGAUCUGAUAACUUCUUGAACUUACCAGAAUCCAGGAGAAAACAAAACAGAUGUGACUUUUCUUUUAAAGGCUGCUUUAUAACUUGCUCGUUUCAUCAUGAUAAAUAAAUGUUUCCUCCAUGGAUUGAUACGGUAAAAUGAAAGUGAGAACGUAAGUCGGAAAUCCGAGAGAGCUCAUCGCUGUCGACACGACAGUAAGUAACAAUAGGAACUGUUGUUGUUUGAGUUUCCCGAGGGACAGAUAUAGUUGACGGACACACACAGGAAGUCUGUGUUGUUACGUUUGUUAUGGUCCGAGUUGCGGAGCUGCAAUAAACGUUGACUCAAAUGAGUUCAAGAAACUAAAUUCUGUGCUUUAUGAAGAGUGAAAAAAGCGGAAUUUAACACGGACGAAAUCAUUCGGCCGAUCAGCGUGAAGUAUUACCGAAACAAAAUGGUGGCGUCACGUACCGUAAUGGUUGGCAACGGAUCGCCGCAUACGUUUCUUCAACACAACAUGGCCGUGUCAAUUUUUUUAAAAUCGUUUUUCAUAUAUAUAUUAGGGCUGUCAAACGAUUAGAAUUUUUAAUCGAGUUAAUUACAGUUUAAAAAUUAAUUAAUCAUAAUUCAAACCAUCUAUAAGAUAUGCCAUAUUUUUUUGUAAAUUAUUGUUGGAAUGGAAAGAUAAGACACAAGAUGGAUAUAUACAUUCAACAUACGUUACAUAAGUACUGUAUUUGUGUAUUAUAACAAUAAAUCAACAAGAUGGCAUUAACAUUAUUAACAUUCUGUUAAAGCGAUCCAUGGAUAGAAAGACUUGUAGUUCUGAAAAGAUAAAUGUUAGUACAAGUUAUAGAAAUGUUAUAAUAAAACCUCUCUUAAUGUUUUCAUUUUAAUAAAAUUUGUCAAAUUUUCAAUCAAAAAAUAAACUAGUAGCCCGUCAUUGCUGACGUCAAUAAUUACACAAUGUUCAUGGUUGAUGAAGCCAAUAAAAUCAGUCGCACCCAAGCGCCAGCAGAGGGCGACAAAACUCCAAAAAACACAAGUAACAAGUCGACAUUUGCACUGUGCUGUCAUUUUAAUCUGUUUGAGCGGGGCAUGUGCGUUAAUUGCGUGAAAUAUUUUGACGUGAUUAAUUUAAAAAAUUAAUUACCGCCCGUUACCGCGAUAAUUUUGACAGCACAAAUAUGUGUAUAUAUAUAUAUAUAUAUUUCUGUCUUCAUCCAUGUACCCGUUUAGAAUGUGCACCAUCAUUUUUCAAGUUGAUUUUGGGGAGAAAAAAGUGCGCGUUAUAUUCGGGAAAUGACAGUAGAUGAAUAUGCAGAAUUUACGCUUUUUGUCAUAAUUUGCGCGGGCCACAGUUUGGACACCCCUGAUCUGCAUAUAACGUACAUAGCCAUUAAUCAUUAUUGCCAAUUACACAAUGUGAUUUCUUUGAACCGAUUCAGCUCAAAUCUGCAUAUCUGAGCUGUUGUGCACUGUGGUUUUGUUUUGUUUUUUCUGUAUGUGUGCGCACGUGUGUGUGUGUUGUAUAACAUAAUAUUACGUUCGGUGAAUUUUAGGUGCCGAUUUAUUGUGAUGAUGCAGCAACUGUGCCAUUGCAGAUGGAGGUUCAAGCAUAGGUCUGUUGUCAUGAUUUUAUUGUGUAAUGGUCGUUUAUAAAUUCAAUUACCAUAUUGGCCCGAAUAUAAGACGGCCCUGAUUAUAAGACGACCCCCUCUUUUCAAGACUCAAGUUUGAAAAAAAGACUUUUUGAACACCAAAUUAAUUAGAUAUGAUAUAUGAUACAAAUGAUUAUAACAAUAUAUUUGAGAGACAAAGCAUGUUAUUUUGCCUCAUUCAAAUCUUAACAUCUGAACAUUUAAAUAUGUAAACUAAAGUGCAAUCACAUUGGUAAAUGAAUGGCUUCUGGUUUUUGAAAUGUAAAUAAACCAAUCUAUUGUGAUAAAACAACAAAAUUGCAAUAACUGCAUUAACCAUCAAAGUGAAGUCGAACUCUAACUGUAGUCUUGAAACAAAUCUGAAUAAGGAAAAACAUUGCAAUAAAAUAAUGCAAACUGGUUAAACUUGAGAGUAGCUGAGAUCUGUCAUAUGACAGAACAUCGCUUCAAUGAUAUCUGGCGCCAUCUAGCGUCGUGAAUGGAGAGAGUAGCUGGGAUCUAUCAUGACAGAACAUCGCUUCAAUAAUAUCUGGCGCCAUCUAGCGUCGUGAAUGGGUAUAAUGUCGAGACCGCGAAUAUAAGACGACCCCCUCUUUUUCAAUUUUAUUUCAAUGUAAAAAACAGUCCUAUAUUCGGGCCAAUGCGGGGGGGUAAUAAUUCAUUUAUUCUUGAUAUUUUUUCCCCCCAUCCAUUUUUCCGAUUCUCAUGUGAUGCGACGCAGGCUUUUUCUUUUGCGACUCUGUUCUGUUUUGACAGAAAAAUUGGAGUGAAUGUUUUUUCUGCAAUUGAAAUGAAUGGGGAAUCGAGCUAUUGUAAAUGAAUAGGGAAUUUUGGCCAUUAGAAAUCAAUGGGUGUAUUUUUGGCAAGUUUUGGCUGAACAAUACAGGAUUUUUUUUUUUUUUUUUUUUUUAGCAAAAACAGAAUUUUUUAUUGUAUAAAUAAUGACUGUCAAAAAUUGUAGGACAAAAGUAGCAUUUUCCAACCAAAAAACAUGUUUUGGGCGACCGGUCAUUUUUGAGGUGUCAAAGGAAAAAGAGCCCGCGUCGUAUGGGAAUUCCAGUUGUUUUUGUGUAUAAACAGGGAAGAAAUGCCAUUGGGGGGAAAAAAUGAAUAUCAUAGAUAGUAGCAUUUGCAUUACAUGCAAAGCUAACAUUAAAUAUGAUCUUGUUAAAAAAAAAAUUUCCUCAAAUUUAAUAAGUAAUAAACAAGCGAUGGAUGGGGAUACACUUCCAAGGGAUUUGUUGCCAAAUUGAAUACGAUGAUCAUUCUUUUUGUUAAGUGUGGUAAGUGCUGUCCUUCUCAUUAAGCUUGCAUUUUUUUGUCAAAUUAAUGCGAGCAUUUGAAUGUAUUUCCUUCACUGUAAUUGCGCACAUUUGUACACGUUGUAUAAUAUCAUAAAAGUGACAUUUGCAUCGAGCUUUUUACAUUGCUUUAACACUGUAACGCAAUUAGUCGUUUGCAUUUCAAUCACAAAUGUAGCUAAUUAAAAAUGUUUUUUUUUUUUUUUUUUGGUCAUAAGUCUUAAUUAUUGAAUAAGUGAUGAUUUGGAAGAGCACUCAUAAAAAUAUGUGUACUGUAUGUAUCUGUUGUUGUGUGGGUGCGUCAUUAAUGAAGUUGUGUGUUGUGCCUUCAUGGAAAAAUUGUCGUGUUUUAUUAUUAUAAUUACCCUUUGAACAAAAGAAAAAUGACACUGCUUUGAGUGGGCGGGCAUAUUUUUUUUCAGGCUGAGGGAGCUUGGUGGGGUCAAAGUGCAUCAUUCUCUGUCACCCUGUAAAUCUGCACUGCCCCCUAGGGCCUGGCAUGAAUACUACAUCGUUUUCUUGCGGAAUUGCGACAUUGUUCAAAUGGAGACGCAAAUGCAAAUUUGAAAUUUUUCAUAUUCUCGGAGAGUCACCAUGUAAACGGCCCCUUUAUUAAACGCUUCAUUGAGUUGGUCCACUCAAAUCCACUUUAGCUGCUCACUUACACACAAUCAGUUUCCACAGCAAAUGCUUAACAAGCUAAACGAUGAUUGACACAUGCAGGGCUUUAAAGUUUCGGCUUCCAAACAUCUCUGGCAAGAUCAAACCUUAACGUCCGUCAAUUAUCGUUAACUUUAAUAAGCAACUCCAAAGCGACUAUGUGAUUGGAUUGGGACAGCUCAUCUGUAUUUAUGUAUUUAUUUUUAAUAGAAAAAAAAAAAUCCUGGACUGAGAGCGCAAAGUUUGAAGCGCGAAGUAGCGAGGGAUCACUGAAUCUACACUUAUGCUCAAUAAAACACUUGACACAAAUCGGUGUUCAAUCAUCCAUCUAGUCCGAUCAACAUGUAAAUUUAGUCGAUGAAAUUAGCCCAAUUUGCCUAACAAACGUCCGCUGGCUUAAUGCUACGAAUGCUAACGUAUUUACAAUUCUCAUAUCAAAUCGCUCACAUGUAACUCCACAAACUGUAGCUCUAAACUUAAUUACAAAGGCAUGCAUAAACAUAUAUUAGCUGAAACAACUUACAGCCUUAUGUGGGCCAAAUCAGAGCAAAGCUAUCCUUUAUCCAUGUCAGAUAUCUGAGUCUGCUUCUCAAUCAUACAAGGCAACAGUCCAGCCAGACCCAACGCUGCCACCAGAGGGCAGUGUAUCUUGCAUCAUUAAACAAUAUACAAUACUGUUGAACUUUUUGGAUAGUUUUUUUUUUUUAAAGGGUUAAUUCCAAUCUACGCUGAAAUUCGGGUUACGUCGCCACCGUAGGAACAGAACUCAUUCGUUACCCCGUGACUAACUGUAUAUGGAUUCUUAGCUGGCGGCUGAAUAUCGUUAAGUUUUUCAGUGAAUUGUUCGGAAGCUGAAAAUGACAGAAGGGUGAAAAAAUCGUGAAAUAAAUCUUGGAACUGAUUUUCUGCACAAUGCCUUUUGUUUAUCAAUUUUAGAAUGGUAAAUGGUGUUUUACUUAAGACCUGCUCGGGCUUUGUCAUAAAGGACUGUAACGAUAACAAAAACUGACGAUACGAUUCGUAUUGCGAUUCUUGACACACAUUUUUUUUUCAAAUGUGAAAAAUAUUGGACCUAAAUUACAUGAAUACUAACAUUUCAUGGAACAAAUCACCUGAAAAUUGAACACUAAUACACAAAACAAAUGUAUAAAUACAAAUAGGACAAUUCUCCCACCCCCACAAAUAUUAUUAAUCUUGCUUGUAAUGUGGACCUCAUUUCGAACUGAUGAACUAACUGUGUGUGUGUGUGUGUGUGUCUAAAUGAAUAC
This is a messenger RNA of Corythoichthys intestinalis (scribbled pipefish), 9267 nucleotides long. RefSeq names its product monoamine oxidase (gene maoa). The transcript is spliced from 15 exons. NCBI's taxonomy places the organism in Eukaryota, Metazoa, Chordata, Actinopteri, Syngnathiformes, Syngnathidae. Bases 116 to 1654 code for a protein of 512 amino acids. Gene Ontology annotation, molecular function: flavin adenine dinucleotide binding; primary methylamine oxidase activity. The record is from RefSeq and is a predicted model, not a curated record. Gene Ontology annotation, cellular component: mitochondrion.